Molecule: messenger RNA, 3160 nt
Organism: Atta colombica
Lineage: Eukaryota; Metazoa; Arthropoda; Insecta; Hymenoptera; Formicidae
Product: myotubularin-related protein 10-B
Exons: 12
Coding region: 447-2411 (654 amino acids)
Source: RefSeq, a predicted model, not a curated record
CGCUAUAAGCUAUCUUACGAGAAAGCGCCAUCCAAGUGAAAUUGCUUAUUUUAAAAUUCUUUAGCUUCAUCAAUAAGUCUAGAGAUCCUCAAAGAAGAGUCCUCUAUUUUUGAAAACAUUAGUCGCAGAAAGUGUAAAUAAACGGUGCAAAAAGGUUAAUUGAAAAUAAUACACUGCAAAAUAAAAUGAAAUAAUAUGGGUCUACCUAAACUCAAUUUCCAGUUUCAAGCCGGAUAUGAACAGAAUGCUUGGUCUAGCUUCCACGAACGAUAUCGUAAUCGUAUCCUGAAAAAGUUGUCAAGUGUCAACUGGAUUUUGGAUUCAAUUAUGCGAGAAGAAAAUUAAAUGAAGCGUUAUAUCACUUAGGCGCUUGUCAGUACUUUGCAGGAACCAUAUUAAACCUGCAAAUUUUGAUUUUCUUGAGAUUGAUCUCGAGAUCGAAUAUUAUGGAAAACAAAAGUAGCAACAACUUUAUUAGUUACGUAGGAUUAGAGGAGCACGAGUUACAGACCUUUAGUUCCAGCCGACGUAAUUCAUUAGUUGAAAAUAGCAUAAAAUUAUUGCCAGGAGAAGUUCUUAUUGCCGAGGCGCAAAGUGUUCUUAUGUUUUUACCCGUUAGUGAUCUAAAACAAGGCAUAUCUGGUAUUUUGUCAGUUACCAAUUUUAAACUUACCUUUGUUACCAGUGGUGAUUCAAAUGGAGAGAAUGUUACUCGUCAACAGAAUCAUUUGUAUGGAUAUACGGAUACGUGUUUGACAAAUAUCGAUGAAAUUUAUAUUAUGAUAGGAGAUAAAAAAAGGAAGUUAGUUCCUGGUAAUACGGUACCAUCGAAAGUAAAAGGGAUAUUUAUUAUUUGCAAAAAUCUAAGAACAUGGUCGUUUUCUUUCAAAUUUUCACCUAUUGGACAUGGUAAGAAUCUUCUGACUGCACUACUACAUCAUGCUUUUCCUAGUAGGCACCAACUGUUAUUUGCCUACGAUUACAAAGAGGCUUACUACAGUAGUCUUGACAAAAAUGUACAACUAUUUCGGGAUAUUUCAGACUGGCAAAAUGAAUUGAAAAGAAUGUUGUGUAGCGACGAGACGAAAAAGGGUUGGAGAUUAUCUAUGGUUAAUGCCAAAUUUCAACUUUGUCCCAGUUUAUCGCAAUAUGUAGUGGUACCUGCGUCUGUGACGGAUAGUCAGUUGACAGAUGCAGCUAGACAUUUUCAAGGUAAUAGACCACCAGUAUGGUCCUGGACGAGUUCCCAUGGUGCAGCAUUAGUAAAAAUGUCUGAAUUAUUACCAACAAUUACAGAGAGGAUGCAGGAGAAUAUUAUGUUUGAAAAUGUUCGUAAAAGCCAUCCUCAAAAGAUACCACCGGUUGUUAUCGAAUUAAAUAAAGAAAUUAAUGUAAAGUUAAUAGCAGCGAGUUUCACUAAAUUUAUUAACUUGUGUACACCAGAAAACAUCAGACAAUUCUGGAUUCAAGAUAAUAAUUUUUAUUCAUUAUUAGAAAACACAAAAUGGCUUAAAUACAUAUCGUAUUGCUUACAAAAAACAGUUGAAGUUUGCGAUCGUCUUAAUUUAGGAAUUUCCGUCAUCUUACAAGAAGGUGCUGCUAGAGACUUGUGCUGCGUUAUAUCGAGUUUAGCGCAACUGUUACUGGAUCAUCACUUUCGUACUAUAAUAGGCUUUCAAUCGUUAUUACAAAAGGAAUGGGUCGCUGGUGGCCAUCCGUUUUGUGAUAGAUUAGGCCACAUCGUGAAAACUAAUUCAGAAAAGUCUCCAUUGUUUCUUUUAUACCUCGACUGUGUGUGGCAAUUGUGUCAACAAUAUCCAACAGAAUUUGAAUUUACGGAAACGUAUUUGACCACACUAUGGGACGCGGCACAUGUUUCCAUUUUUGAUACUUUUAUCUUUAACUGUGAAAGAGAUCGGGCAGUGGCAGCUAUGGAUCCCAACACACCUCUUGUACUUCGUAGCGUUUGGGACUGGCGAGAACAAUUCAACGAUCAAGAUAUCUUGUUGUUUUAUAAUCCUUUAUUUAUUCCCUGUAGUUUCACCAACAAGAUAAAAACGGAAAACGAAACAAUUAUAAAGCCUUUGUAUGCGGUUUCUAGUCUCGAGCUUUGGACACAAUGCUAUUUUCGUUGGAUACCAACACUUGAAAUUCGUAACGGCGGACAAAGACAUAUCGAACUUUACAUUAGGUUACUUCAAAACGACAUUAAUCAACAUGGAAUAAACAAAAGCUGCAUUUCACCGAUAGAUAAGGUCGGUAUCUGUUCUCUUCAUACAAAUAUCGAUAGCUUUUAUCCCUUUAGUAACAAUAGAUCAGGGAAUACUGUAAGUGCGCCGAUUAUGAAUAGUUCAAUCCUUCUAAGUGAGAGUUUAUUAGACGCGCAAUCAGUAAUAACUGCGAUUGAUUGACAGUAUCUCAACACGCUGUUUUUACGGCAUUCAAAAUGCGUACCUGAUUACAUUCCCUUUCCUUCUAGCAUAAAACAAGAUAUUUGUUUCGAAAGAUCUUUCUAAAAGAUAUAACUUGUCAAAGCAUUUGUAAAAGAAAGGGCAUUUUCCAGGAACAUUAAUUCGCUACGUUUAUAUCGUGUAUUUAGGUCUUCAUAAUAGGUGUCCUUGUUUAUCUUGUAAAUUAAACAAAAAUCUAUCACAUAAGUCGUAGAUUAAGUGCACGAUGUAAACGUAACUAUUAUAGGUAUAUUUGACUCAUCAGGUCGUGUUUUUCAGCCAACUCAAUGUAAAUUUGUAUUGAAGAAUAAGAGCUUUAUAAAAUAUAUGUGAGAAAUUAGUUACAUUAAUUAUCAAUUAGUUGCAUUAUUGAGAGCAGCUCGAGUUCUUUUCUAUGUAAAGCCGGUUCUACAUUAGUUGCAAGCCGAUCGCAAGUUUGUUGCGACAGCCAAACUGAAGCUUGCAUUUUGAAAUCAACGCUUCAUAUUGAUUGGCGGAACUUGCAAUCGGUUUAAAGCGAUAGGGAUAUUUAUAUCUUGAUGAAUUUUAUAAACGCUAUUGGCGAACAUUAGCAAAAUGGAUUAAUUUCACACACACACACACACACACGCGCGCGCGCGCGCACGAUCUCACAAAUACUAACUAUAAAGCCGGUUCUACAUUAGUUGCAAUCUGAAGCUUGCAUUUUGAAAUCAACACUUCAUAUUGGC